This is a messenger RNA of Emys orbicularis (European pond turtle), 1059 nucleotides long. RefSeq names its product rhodopsin (gene RHO). The record is from RefSeq and is a predicted model, not a curated record. Gene Ontology annotation, molecular function: G protein-coupled photoreceptor activity. NCBI's taxonomy places the organism in Eukaryota, Metazoa, Chordata, Testudines, Emydidae. Gene Ontology annotation, cellular component: photoreceptor outer segment; plasma membrane. The coding region runs from base 1 to 1059 and encodes 352 amino acids. Gene Ontology annotation, biological process: G protein-coupled receptor signaling pathway; visual perception; phototransduction. The transcript has 5 exons.
AUGAAUGGAACAGAGGGUCCAAAUUUCUAUGUGCCCAUGUCCAACAAGACAGGGAUAGUACGGAAUCCAUUUGAGUAUCCUCAGUACUACCUUGCUGACCCAUGGAAGUUCUCUUUACUGUCUGCUUACAUGUUUCUGCUGAUUCUCCUUGGCUUCCCUGUCAACUUCCUGACUCUGUAUGUCACCAUCCAACACAAGAAACUCCGGACGCCCCUCAACUACAUCCUUUUGAACCUGGCCUUUGCUAACCUCUUCAUGGUCUUUGGAGGAUUCACCACCACCAUGUACACCUCAAUGCAUGGUUAUUUUAUCUUUGGGACAACAGGCUGCAACGUUGAAGGUUUCUUUGCUACACUGGGUGGUGAAAUAGCUCUGUGGUCCCUAGUAGUCUUGGCCAUUGAAAGAUAUGUGGUGGUCUGCAAGCCCAUGAGCAACUUCCGAUUUAGUGAGACCCAUGCCCUCAUGGGUAUCAUUUUCACCUGGGUCAUGGCCCUGGCCUGUGCUGCUCCUCCACUGUUUGGAUGGUCUAGGUACAUCCCAGAGGGUUUGCAGUGCUCAUGUGGAAUUGAUUAUUACACUCUGAAACCUGAGGUCCACAACGAAUCUUUUGUCAUCUACAUGUUUGUGGUUCACUUCCUCAUUCCACUGAUCAUCAUUUCCUUCUGUUAUGGGCGCCUGAUCUGCACUGUUAAAGAGGCUGCAGCUCAACAACAGGAAUCUGCCACCACCCAGAAAGCCGAGAGAGAAGUUACUCGCAUGGUCAUCAUCAUGGUUAUUUCGUUCCUCGUUUGCUGGGUCCCCUAUGCCAGCGUUGCUUUCUACAUUUUCACCCACCAGGGAUCUGACUUUGGCCCUGUCUUCAUGACCAUCCCAGCUUUCUUCGCCAAGAGCUCUGCUAUCUACAACCCAGUGAUUUACAUUGUAAUGAACAAACAGUUCCGUAACUGCAUGAUCACCACCAUUUGCUGUGGAAAGAACCUGCUGAGUGAUGACGACGCUUCUGCUGGCACCAAGACAGAGACUUCCUCAGUCUCAACCAGCCAGGUUUCUCCUGCAUAG